GUUGCUCCGUGGGUUGAAGCUCCUGGCUGCAAAGCUAAGAGUGGGAAUUCAAAUCCCCAUCGGGUCUCCCAAGGGAGCGAAAAGCCAAGAUCACCCAGAAGCGUAUGCAGUGGAUGAGGUUUCAACAAUGCCACUUGGGCAGCCUUGGGCAAGCUGAAUGGCUCCAGAACACCGUCAAAACAAUGGACAGGGCCUUUCCGUUCUUGGUUCCUUCUCCAGUGUGAUGGAAAAUUCUUCCGUGGCUUCGGCCUCCUCUGAGGCUGGAAGCAAUCGUUCGCAGGAAAUUGAGGAGCUGGAGCGCUUCAUUGACAGCUACGUUUUAGAAUAUCAAGUCCAGGGCCUGUUGACUGACAAGACAGACGGGGAUGGGGAGAGCGAGAUCACGCAGUCCAAUGUCUCACAGUGGACAGCUGACUGCAAUGAACAGGUAGAAGGCCGUGGUUCUGCCUCCAGGGGCAAAGACUUAGGACCUCGUAAUCAAAACCAGGAAGACUGGGAUCAAAGCAGCAGUGGCAGUUCAGGAUCCCGGCCUAGUUCAGGCUCCAGGCGGGGGUCUAUAUCAAGGUCUGGCGGCCGAGGGAGAAGCCACCAGUUCAGGCCUUCGACCAAGAAUGGCAACAAAGAAAGUUCCUUGGACAUGCUGGGCACAGAUAUUUGGGCAGCCAAUACUCUUGAAUCCUUCAGUGGUGCCACUUGGGACCUGCAACCUGAAAAACUUGACUUCACACAGUUCCACAGAAAGCUUCGGAACACCCCCAAGCAGUCAGCCCCACACAUAGACAGAGAAGGGACCGGGAAAGGAAAAUGUGAAGAUGGAGAUGGAAUCAACCUGAAUGACAUAGGGAAGGUCCUCCCAGCCUGGCAGGGUUAUCACCCAUUGCCCCAUGAAGCUGAAAUUGCACACACCAAAAAAUUAUUCAGGAGGAGAAGAAACGACCGGAGGAGACAAAAGGCUCCCGGGGGGAAUAAGUCUCAGCAACACACAGAGCAUCAGCAAGGGACUGCCAAACACAACAGGGAACACCAGAAACCGUCCCAGGGGGGCCAAGCGCCACACGCCUCCGGGCGGCCGGGCCACCAUGGGUACAGCCAGAACCGACGGUGGCACCAUAACCAGAAACACUCGCCCAACGACAAAGAGAUGCACAGAAAUGCCAAAGAGACUGAGAACUUGAAAAUCGAGGACACCUCCGUGUGUACCGUGCAUAUCCCUCUUGACAUGCACCGCAGCAGCGAAAGCACCGACAGGCAGUCCCCCCAGUAUAUUCAGGAGCCAGAAAGCAAACGGAAAGACAGCAUUCACGAACGCAUCAGCGAGAGGCCCAAAAUUAACUUGCUUCAGUCUUCCAAAGAUAGACUACGCAGGAGACUAAAAGAGAAGAUGCCUUGUCUUUCCCUUUUCACGGACCAGGACGAAGUGGCCGUGGAGUCUACCAACCCACAAAAGAACAAAAUGGACAAACUAAUUGAAAUUCUUAACAGCAUGCGGAACAACAGUAGCGGGGUGGACUCCAAGCUCACCAACUUCAUGGAGGAGGCCCAGAACUCCACCAACUCCGAGGAAAUGCUUGGGGAGAUUGUCAAAACCAUUUACCAGAAGGCCGUGACGGACCGCAGCUUUGCCUCCACGGCCGCCAAGCUCUGUGACAAGAUGGCGCUGUUCAUGGUGGAAGGCACCAAGUUCCGGAGCCUGCUUCUCAACAUGCUACAGAAAGAUUUCACCAUGAGGGAAGAACUGCAACAGAGCGACGUGGAGCGCUGGCUCGGCUUCAUCACCUUCCUCUGUGAGGUAUUCGGCACCAUGAGAAGCAGCACCGGGGAGCCCUUCCGAGUCCUAGUCUGCCCCAUUUAUACCUGCCUCAGGGAGUUGUUGCAAUCUCAGGACAUUAAGGAAGAUGCUGUCCUUUGCUGUUCAAUGGAGCUGCAAAGCACCGGCCGGCUACUAGAGGAGCAGCUGCCCGAGCUGAUGACGGAGCUUCUGGCAAUCGCGCGUGACAAGAUGCUGUGCCCCUCGGAGUCCAUGCUGACCCGCUCCCUCCUCCUGGAGGUCAUCGAGCUGCACGCCAACAAUUGGAACCCCCUGACGCCCACCAUCACACAGUACUACAACAAGACAAUCCAGAAAUUGACAGCCUGAGAGGAAGCUGGAAGGAAGGAAGGCAGGGAUGAUAGAGAGUCGAGAGGUAGAAGACACGCACUUUAGCAAAAAAGCAAAAAUGGAAGGAUAAGCAAGAAAGAAAAGACAGAGAGCAAGGUGGGUGGGGAAAUAGGUUUGGAAAGGAACUGAGCUACAGCAAACACAAGAGGGACUGAGAGGCCUUUUAUGGUCAGAUACCUAAGAAGACAAACCCCAGCAUGCUUAAGAAUAUGUUCGUGGGGCGAAGCAUAUUUCUUUUCAGCCAUGUCCUCAAGUGCCGUCGCCAUCCCUUCUCUCCCCUGCUGUGUUUUGUUUUAGGUUCCCCCCCCCCGUCCUUCCCCACCCACCCCACCCCAUUAAACUCAUUGCUCAUUCAGCUCCACAUCCCGCCAGGUCAUUGUUUGGGUUCAGAAAGAACACCGCAGCCCUGAAUAGCAAGUCAGAGAAGCCGGCGGGGAUGGCUUUCAUGACAUUCUCCAGGGUUCACGUUGGCCAACUGGCAGGAGGUGGCCCACGGCAGAUGUCUUGCCGGGUGGACAAAAGCCGACACGUUCCACACCAGACGCUGGUAAUUGAUGGCUUUUGUCAAGCAGACGCACGACCCCGUCUUCUCUCCCCCGCAACCCACUUUCUGCCGCUCCUCUUGUCUUCGAGGUUUUGUCUCCACCAACAUCCCCUUUCUCUCUCUCUUUGCUGCUUCGUACCCUGAAAACCCAUUCCAGAUUAGACAUUCAGAGGGGGAAGUCUAGGUCUCUUUUUUUGCUCUCUUUCUAAAAAAGAAAAGAAACCGCACUGGGUAUUUGGCUUUUACUUUGUCGUUCGGUUAUUCUGUCCACGUAAGUAUUUCUAUCUAUGUUACUGUUGAGGUUUUUGAAGCAAAGCGAACGUGAUGCUCUGAGGUUUGCAGAGGGUUUUGAAGUAAGGAAACAAAAUCCAGGAAAACACUUUGCAAGUAUUAAUGCCAAUAAACAUCUUGCUGGGGGUUCUAAUUAACACCCUAAAUGCAAUCGGAAUAACGAAAGGAUAAUUCCAUACACUGUUGGCUGUUGUGAAAUGCACCAGUGUUAUAUCACUUUGUCACAGUAAACAUGUAACAAGAGAACUUCACACAAGCGUUAAAAUCUUUAAGCAUCCGUGUUUCCAAGAUCCUUGACCUAAUGUGGUCUCUCAGAUACCUAAUGCCUAAGGGUUUUAAGAAAGAAGAGAGGCGCUGGACAGCUCCUAGAAUUUCCUAGGGAAAAAGAACUUUUCCAAGCAAUGACAUGGGUGCAUCCUAACGACAUGUUAUGCAUGUGAUGCACAACACAGUUUCUCACGCAGACACAAAAUGUGGAUGUGCCUUAAUUGUGCAUACAAGUUGUCACGCAAGUGGAGUUGACAAGAGUGUGCCAGUUACUUUCAGAAACCAUCAGUUUGUGGCUGAUUUCAUUGAUGAUUGUGGUGCCAGCUAAAUUAAAAGCAGCCCAGCCUUUUGGAUAAUGUUUUUUGUUACUUAGGCCUUGUAAACACACCCAUAUACAGACCUGUAAUUGUAAUUAAAUAAUGAAGUUGGUCCUGCUGUGUGUGAGCCGGAUGGAAAUGGAGAAUGAAGGCUUGAAAUAGUUCUUUACAUGCCGGAAAUAGAAGGCAUUUCGUAUGUAUGUGGGAUUUCAAGUUUUGACCCGGGGGCAGGAGAAAGAAAGAACUCCUGGCCAGCAAGAUAUUUUGGUCCAAAAAAACUGUUGCUAGUCCUUUCUACAGUAGACCUAUUGACACAGUGGCUGACUUGGAAGUCAACACUUGUGUAAAUUCAUUUGAUUCUGGGAGUUUACUCUGAUUGAGAUUAGCAGCUGAAUUUUGGUUCUUAUAUCUAUGAUUUUUUUUCUAUUCUAUUUAUAUAAAAACAGUGUUAAACUGCAGAGCCUUGGAAGCUGAAAUGAAACAUGUCCCUAGUCUUUUCCAUCACUUUAUGAAAUCUGUUUGUAUUCUUGUUGUAAAAACUACCUAAAAAGGAUAAUUUCUCCAUGUGAAAUGGAGAUGAAAUGGCAUUUAUGGACUGUUUGUAAAAUUCUUAUGUUUUUGUAUACACCUUAUUGGAAG
Pogona vitticeps (central bearded dragon) is the source of this 4216-nucleotide messenger RNA. RefSeq names its product cap binding complex dependent translation initiation factor (gene CTIF). The record is from RefSeq and is a predicted model, not a curated record. Gene Ontology annotation, cellular component: cytosol. Lineage: Eukaryota; Metazoa; Chordata; Lepidosauria; Squamata; Agamidae. Gene Ontology annotation, molecular function: protein binding; RNA binding; translation activator activity. Gene Ontology annotation, biological process: regulation of translational initiation.